Messenger RNA from Tripterygium wilfordii, 1485 nucleotides. RefSeq names its product cullin-1-like. The record is from RefSeq and is a predicted model, not a curated record. The transcript has 12 exons. Gene Ontology annotation, cellular component: cullin-RING ubiquitin ligase complex. Bases 1 to 1275 code for a protein of 424 amino acids. NCBI's taxonomy places the organism in Eukaryota, Viridiplantae, Streptophyta, Magnoliopsida, Celastrales, Celastraceae. Gene Ontology annotation, biological process: protein ubiquitination; ubiquitin-dependent protein catabolic process. Gene Ontology annotation, molecular function: ubiquitin protein ligase binding.
AUGUAUCGUGAGACUAUUUCAAAAAUUAAACUCGUGACCUUUGGGGCCAAGCUUCUGGGUUUAAGCAUUGGGCCUCCUUUUGGUGGAGCAUUGGCCCAGAAAGCUGACGUCUUUUCCGUUCUGUGUAUAUGUUUGUCCGAAUGUAGAGGUGACAAACAGAACUCAAGCUCAUCGGCCCGCCCAGUACGGCCUGUUGACCAAGCCAAAAAAACCAAAAGACGUAACGCAACAGAAAAUAGAAAGACCCCCUUCCUCGUCUUCAUCGAGGAAGGUAUUUCUCUUCCACAGCCGAGUUUUCGAGUUCGACAGACAGUCAGAGCCAUGUUUCCUAAAGAAAUUUCAGUUGAUGAAGGGCUGAUGAUAAUGGAAGAGGCAAUUGUGAAGGCAAGAAGAAUCAUUCAAGGCGAAUCGGAUUUAAAGUUCACUACCGAAGAAUAUUUUAGAUUCUAUGAAUGUGUUUAUUUCAUGUGCGUUAAUCCUAACAAUUACGGAAAAACAAAUGAGAUUUAUGAUAGAUUCAAGGAGAGCUUGGAGGAGAGCAUUGUUUCGACAGUACUGCCAUCGUUAGCCAACAAAAGCGGUGCUCCUUUGUUGACAGAACUUGUUGUAAUGUGGUGUAAUUACAAGAAGAUGUCAAAGAGGCUAAUCGGAUUCUUCCAAUACCUGGACCGGUUCUUUAUCCCACAUUCUGCCAAAGUUCUGUCGCUUAAUGAUACCUGUAUUAAUUGUUUUCAAGAACUGGUUUUUGAGAAGCUAGUCCAUGAAUUUUGUACAGCUGCAAUAUCGCUGAUCAAUCAGGAGCGUGAAGGGUCACACAUAGAUUGGAAUGUACUGAAGAAUGCCUUGCUUAUAUUUGUAGAAAUUGAUGGAUGUGGUAGAUCAAGGUAUUAUCAAGAGUUUGAGAAGGCCAUGCUGGAAGAAGCUGCUAAUUACUACUCUCGGUUAGCUGAGGGGUGGCUUCUGUAUGAUUCAUGUGCUGAUUACAUUCAAAAGGUUAAAUGGUGCAUAAAUCGGGAGAAAGAAAGAGCCAGUUGCUGCUUCCCUUGUUGCACUGGAGAAAAGUUACUAAAGGUUGUCAUAGCUCAGUUGGUGGAGAAUAGAGUGGCUAGGUUGAACGAAAAGCAGCAAGCUGAGAACUGUGGCCUAUUCACCGAUUUUCAGGAAAUGUUGUCCAAAUGUGCUGGGAUGAGGCUGGAAGAGGGAAGCCCCACAUCGACACCAGGGGAAUGGCUGUCUUCUUUGAUGGAAAACUCAGCUCAUAUAAAUGGAGUAUGAUUGGUCUUGAUCAAGAAUGUUUGAUGACCGUGGGUGCUUGUACUAAUCUUACUGAUGCAUAGCAAAGAUAGUGUUUUGUUUUUUGUUUGGUGGGUGUUACCCUUGCUUUCAGAAUUUUCUUUUGGUAUCCUAUCACGCUGAUUCCUCUCACUUGUUAGGUUUGAGGAAUUUGACUCUUACUGGUUAAUGAAAGGGAUGUUAUCUUUUCAA